AUGCCUAUAUUUGAUUAUAAAGAAAUAGAAUCACCAGCAGAUGAUCCAGUGUAUAAUGACUAUAGUAGUUUUGGUGGUAUACCAAUCAUCAUUGACAAUGGGUCAUACCAAUGUAGAGCUGGUUAUGCAAAAGAAGAUAAACCAAGAUUGAUAUUUAAAUCAUUGGUUGGUAAAGUUAAAUCAACUGCAGCACCAGUUGUUGGUAAUGCUAUCAAAGAAUCAGAGAUAUCAAGAUUAACAAUAAGAAGUCCAUUUGAUUCAAAUAUUCUUGUUCAUCCACCAUCACAAGAAUGUAUAUUAGAUUAUAUUUUCGAGAAAUUAGGAGUAAACAAACAAAUUGAUAAUCCUAUAUUGUUUACUGAACCAACUGCAAAUCCAUCUUAUUAUACAAGUGAAUUAUUAUUUGAAUGUUAUCAAGCACCAUCGGUAGUAUAUGGAAUAGAUUCAUUGUUUGCAUAUUAUGGACAAAAACAUCAAUUUGAAGACAAUGGAAAGGAAGCUUUGAUAGUAUCAUCGGGUCAUUGUACAACUCAUAUCUAUAAUGUUAAAGGUGGUAGAGUCGAUCAAUACCAAACUAAAAGGAUCAAUGUCGGUGGUGGAACAGGUAGUGAUUAUCUAAGAAAAUUAAUUCAUCUAAAGUAUCCAAAUCAUAAAUCUUAUUUCACUCCAAAUUAUACAAAUGAAGUAAAAGAAAAACAUUUAUUAUUUUCAAAUCAAUCAUAUGUUGAAAAGAUUGAGGAAUUUGGUAUUGAAGAUCAAAGUAAUACGACAACAACGACACCAACAUUGACUCAUAUUAUUCAAUUACCAUUCCAAGAGGUAGAUUUGGAGAAAUUGGAAGAAGACAAACAAAGAAAAAUACAACAAAGAAAAGAGUUGGGACAGAAACAAAGAGAAAAGAUGGAAAUCAAGAGAAAAGAAAAAUCAGUAGAAUAUAUAGAGCAACUCAAUUCAUAUGAAGCGAUUCAAGCAUUAAAAUCAACAAACUUGGAGGAAUUUAAUAAUAGUCUAGAGGGUCAAGAAAUGUCAGAACGUGAUUUAUUAAAAGCAAUCGAUGAACUAAGAGAAAAAUUAGGAAGAAAGAGAGAUCCAAUUCCUGAAAUGACAAACGAAGAAGAAUUUCCAUUAUUAUUUGUUACAGAUGAUUUAUUGUCACCUGAACAAAUCAAAGAAAAGAGAAAACAAAAGAUGCUAAAAGGUGCAAAAGAUGCAAAACUAAGUGCAAAGAGAAAGAGAGACGAGGAAAAGGAAAAGGAAGAUGCAAUCACUAGAAAAGAAGAGGAAGAGUAUGACAAGGAUCCAGAAGUGUAUAUGAAACAAUUGUAUGAACGAAGAAACAAAAUAGUCGAACGAAAGGAGCAAAGAGAGAAAUCAAAAACAAAGGUCAUUCGAAGACAGGCCAAACUCAGAACUGUGGUCAUCACUGAGAAACGUGGAGAGGAUGAGGUUGAUGAAGAAGAGGAUCAAGACAAUGCUGCAUUGGCACAAGUCGAAAAACUAUUAGAUAAAUUCGAACCAGGUUGGAAUGCAUCGCCAGAAGAUGAUCCUGCCCAACAUUAUGAAACAGCUCAAGACCAUCAAAUACAUUUGGGUAUUGAUAGAAUUCGUGUUGCAGAGAUUCUCUAUCAACCAAAGGCUAUCAUCGGCUUAGACUCUAUGGGUUUAAUGGAAUCUAUUGCAAUGAUACUUUCUCAAAUUCAACCAAUUGAUAUUCAAUCAAAAGUUUCAAGAAAUAUUUUUGUAACAGGUGGAAAUAGUUUAAUAUGUAAUUUCAAGGAAAGAUUAAUGUAUGAAAUGAGACAAAUAAGAGAACCUGGAACUAAAUUUAAUAUUGUUGGUGGUGAUAAUAUAUUGGAUAGUUGGAUGGGUGCCAAGAAAUGGACAACGGAUCAUUUAAAUGUUGGAGAUUGGAAUACAGUUUCAAUAUCUAGAAAGGAAUAUCAAGAAUAUGGUUACGAUUAUUUAAAGGAACAUGAUGCUUCUAAUUUAUCUACUUUUAAAUAUCAUCAAAAAUAG
Cavenderia fasciculata is the source of this 2016-nucleotide messenger RNA. It is a transcript of the gene arpE, whose product is annotated as actin related protein 5. Lineage: Eukaryota; Evosea; Eumycetozoa; Acytosteliales; Cavenderiaceae. Bases 1 to 2016 code for a protein of 671 amino acids. The record is from RefSeq and is a predicted model, not a curated record. The transcript has 7 exons. Gene Ontology annotation, biological process: regulation of DNA-templated transcription. Gene Ontology annotation, cellular component: Ino80 complex; cytoplasm.